GACAUUUAGACUCCAGGCUUCAACCUGUUUACAAGCGGCUUUCCAAGGGACUUGGAGGUGGAGAGAAGGGCCCAACAAAACGCCAGCCGCCAGCCGCCCCCCAAACAAGAAGUGGCUUUCGGAAGACUUCACAUCAACAGGCACCACCAAAAAGAGAAAGGAAGGAGAAGACAACAGCGCCUGGGCAGCUGCCUCCAGUUCUGACAACUCCAAAGAGACACUUUUUAAGUGGCCAGCAGGCUGGGACUCUGCAGAGAAGGACCAGAAGGUGCCAACCGCAGAGGGGCGCAGAUGUCUUCCUGCACCCCCACCCCACCCACUUUGGGUUUUGUUCACCGUCCUGUCAUCUGUUUUUCAGACCUCUUUUGCAUCUAACAUGGUGAAGAAAGGAGUGAAGAAGAGAACAAAGUAACCCCCGGGGGGAGCGAAGAGCUCUGGUGACCGACACCACCAGUUCCUACUGCCGCGGCCACCCACGUCCACUGUUCACCCUGAGACUGGAGAGACGCAGGCAGCGGAUCCGAGGACGGAGCGAGGACAGGCAGCCGGUCCUUCCUAGAAGUUAUGGAUGUUGGUGCACUCGCUUCUGGCCAGAUCCGUACCCAGAGGGAGCUAUCCAGAAGCCACCACCUCCAGCUGUCUCUCUGCCUCGCAGCAGGUCUUACCCUUCCAGUAUGUUCCUUCUGAUGAGACAAUUUCCAGUGCCGAGAGUUUCAGUACAAUGUGGAAAUGGAUACUGACACAUUGUGCCUCAGCCUUUCCCCACCUGCCGGGCUGCUGUUGCUGCUUCUUGUUGCUCUUUUUGGUGUCUUCGUUCCCUGUCACCUGCCAAGCUCUUGGUCAGGACAUGGUGUCACAGGAGGCCACCAACUGCUCUUCUUCCUCCUCGUCCUUCUCCUCUCCUUCCAGUGCGGGAAGGCAUGUGCGGAGCUACAAUCACCUCCAAGGAGAUGUCCGCUGGAGAAGGCUGUUCUCCUUCACCAAGUACUUUCUCACGAUUGAGAAGAACGGCAAGGUCAGCGGGACCAAGAAUGAAGACUGUCCGUACAGUGUCCUGGAGAUAACAUCAGUGGAAAUCGGAGUUGUUGCCGUCAAAGCCAUCAACAGCAACUAUUACUUAGCCAUGAACAAGAAGGGGAAACUCUAUGGCUCAAAAGAGUUUAACAACGACUGUAAGCUGAAAGAGAGAAUAGAGGAAAAUGGAUACAACACCUAUGCAUCUUUUAACUGGCAGCACAAUGGCAGGCAAAUGUAUGUGGCAUUGAAUGGAAAAGGAGCUCCCAGGAGAGGACAAAAAACAAGAAGGAAAAACACCUCUGCUCACUUCCUCCCCAUGACGAUCCAAACAUAGAAGAAAACACUGUUGGUGGAUGCAGUACAACCAAUGACUCUUUGGACAGAAAGAGAUGGUAUCCUCACUGAAGACUGUAGCUCAAAAGGCAAAGACAUAGCCCUGAAUUCAGCUUGUUUAAAGGAAGGAAGGCUUUGGAUGUUUUUGUACUCACUGCUGACAUACAAAGUUCUUUUCACUAGCUCUGUGUCAUUGUGUCAUGCCUUAUAAUCAAGAUAGAGGCAAGUCAAGUUUGGAUGGAAGUUAUCCUCAAGUGAACAAUGUUGUGGUGGGGGCUGGGCUUUUUUUGUUUGUUUGUUUGUUUCAUUUUUAAGUUUUUGUUUUUGAACUUCUGAGAUAGAACUUAAAGAACAUGGAACACUCUGUUGAAUGAUCUUUGGGAAAGUUAUUUAUGGAAUAUGAACACAUAUCAAAGACUUUCAUUGCUCAUUCAAGCCUGAUGAUUCAAUGAGCAGUAAGACACGCAAGCAUUUACUGGAAAGCACUUGGGUCAUAUCAUAUGCACAACCAAAGGAGCUUUGGGUGUGGCACCAUGGAAGAAUUGGAUCAGAUUUACAAAUAUAAACAUAGUAGUAUGAAACUGUCCUAAUACAAAUAGUAUGGUAUGCUUGUGCAUUCUGUCUCCAUCCUUUUCUAUUUCCUUCUAAGUUAUUUAUUUAAUAGGAUGUUAAAUAUCUUUUGGGGUUUAAAGAGUAUCUUCAAUGCUGCCCUCUGGUUUACCUUUUCUCUCUCUCUCUCUCUCUCUCUCUCUCUCUCUCUCUCUCUCUCUCUCUCUCUCUCUCUCUCUCUCUCUCUCUCCCUCUCUCUCCCUCCCUCCCCCCUCUGGCACCAUACGCACAUUCAUGACAAAGUGUUUUAAAACCUUGGCAAACACUUCAGAAAUAGGAGAUGAGAUCAAGGAAGCAGUAUGAAUGCCCCAUGCGCUCUCAGUUGACUUAAUUUGCACUUCUGCAAUAAAAAACACCAGCAAUGACUAUGGCAGAAUUCUGCUAUAGAUUAUGUAACAGAUAUCUGUCAUCAUUUGUCAACAUAUAUCAGUCCAGAGGGACCCUUACCUUAAAAUGUAGAAGGCCAAAUUCUCUUUCAUUGUCUUAUUUCAUCUUCAAGAAUAUACUAAAAGAAGAAAAAAUGAAUUGUUAGACUAACAUUGUUGGGUUUUUUUUUUCCUACUGAUGAUGGCUUGCCACAGGUCACAAUGGCAAAUGAUGCAAAGGUUAUCUGCACAUACAUGAGCCCUUUGUAAGGCCCACAGAAUCCUUCUCCCUCAAAAGAACCAAAAAAGGAAAUUUGGUAUGAAGUGCAACUCUCCCUGGGGCUUAACCUGAGCAAAUAUAUCCUAGUAUAUGAGUAACCAUAUACUGACACCUGUUCAAGCUGAAUGGUCUAGUCUUUACAGAACCACAUAAACCUUGUUUUCUGUAAAUUUAAAAUGUUCUAGAAGGUUCCAUAAUAUAACCACAUUGAAAUUCAUUUUCUUAGAAAAGGUAUAGAAAGCAGUAUGUAAGUGUGCCAUGCACCCUCGCUCUGUAGAUCACUAAAUAAACACGUAAGCCUUAUUUGCAGUGUCUGUAGUGAUUUUAAGAAUGUAGGAAACACUUCUAAAAAAAUUUUAAAGGAUAACUCUGAGAUGAUAUUGAUGCUGCAGUCUUCUUUCUUGUUUGGAAAUGUCUGUUUAUUUUCAUUGUUUGGAUUCAGUAUUUUGAUAGGAACAAAAAGACUCACCAAAUGUGUCUGUUUACUAAAAUUUAACCUCUAGAGAGGCUAGUGAUUUGUGAUCCUCUUCUAACUUAUUUGUGCUGAUGCUUGACCAGUACAAAUCAGCUUUUUAAAAUAUUAUUAUUAAAGGUUGAUCAGUCAUUUUAAAAUUGGCCUUUUUUUUCAGAAUGUUCCUACAGGUCAUAAUUUAUGAUUUCUUUGAAAAGCUUGCAUUUCAAGAGAAAAGCACAGAGGCACAAUGCUUUGGUUUAUGGGUAUAGGUUGCAUUUUGUGGUGUUCUUUCAACUUGUUUUCUGACAAAUGGGAUUUUUAAAAUGUAUACUUCUUGUGGUUGGAUUCUGUAUGUUAGAGUUUAAUUGGUAACUGAGUCUAAAGGCUCUAAUGUAAUGAAUCUCUAGAAGAACUAGGUAUCUUUUUUUACUUUUAUUUUAAAAUAAUAAUUAUACCUGACACAUGACCAUGGACCACCCACAACCAAAAUUAAAUGUUUGGGGAGACAAACUAUAGUAUUCAGUGACAAGGGUAACAGCAAAUAGUGCAGACGUUGGAUUCUUAUUUCACUUUGCCAUUUAGAUUACUAAAGAGACUAUGUGUAAACAGUCAUCAUUAUAGUACUCAAGACAUUAAACAGCUUCUAGCAAAAUGUAUCAAAGCUUGCAGAGUCCAAAAAUAGAAAACAUCUUUCCCCCUCUCCCACCCUACAUUUCCCCCUGUAUGCAUCCUAACAGAGAUAAAUACAAAAUGAAUUCGGUAAGGAGAGAGGAGAUUCUUCUUCACUUCAUAUUUGUUUGAUAUUAAUAGAGAAUUCUGGUCCUUUUUACAACUACUGAAAGAAAAGAAGUUCAGUCCUAAAUUUUGUGUGUUAAAAAAAGAAAAGAUUUUGUGAGUUCUGCCUCCGUGGGAAGUGUGGGCACUGCUCCACCAUGCUGAAGUGUGUUAGCCACGGGUACAGAGCAUAUGACUGUUGACAUCAGACUCCUUAAAGAUACAGAAUCGCUUCCCUCCUCCUAAUCCUCAAAAGGCUGAACAGUGUAUAUUAUGUUACAUUUAAAUAAAGGCAAUAAAAAUGCUGGGAAAAGAGAA
Molecule: messenger RNA, 4150 nt
Organism: Mus musculus (house mouse)
Lineage: Eukaryota; Metazoa; Chordata; Mammalia; Rodentia; Muridae
Gene: Fgf10
Product: fibroblast growth factor 10
Exons: 3
Coding region: 722-1351 (209 amino acids)
Biological process (GO): cell differentiation; positive regulation of urothelial cell proliferation; tissue regeneration
Cellular component (GO): nucleus; cell surface; plasma membrane
Molecular function (GO): type 2 fibroblast growth factor receptor binding; growth factor activity; chemoattractant activity
Source: RefSeq, marked validated